Molecule: messenger RNA, 597 nt
Organism: Gastrolobium bilobum
Lineage: Eukaryota; Viridiplantae; Streptophyta; Magnoliopsida; Fabales; Fabaceae
Exons: 1
Coding region: 1-597 (198 amino acids)
Source: RefSeq, a predicted model, not a curated record
AUGAGUGCUCAUUGGAGGGUGGCUAGUGAGGACUUCAAGCACAAAGCCAAGGUUUGGCAUGACACUUGCUACAAAGCCCACACCCAUACGAAGUUUCAUCUCCAUGCACGUAUCCUUGGCAUUGAUGAGGACCUUCAACACCACCCAAGCCUUGCCUUAGAAGCCCUUCAACGUCAUUUAUGGGAAGAACUGCACUUUAUUUACUUGCAAGAAGAACUCUUGUGGUUCCAGCGAUCAAGAUGUGAAUUAUUGCUUAAUGGGGACAGGAAUACAAAGUUUUACCAUAAUGCCACCCUCUCAAGACAGCGUCACAACAGAAUUCUUGUUUUAAAAGAUGAGAAUAAUAACUGGAUUAGUGAGCCUCAGGCUCUUAAAGGAAUGGUUGUUGACUUCUUUGUGAAAGUUUACACGGAUGAAGAGAAUCCUAUCACUCCAUUUCCUUUAUCUGGCUGCUUUCCCAAAGUAACGAGUCCGUCCUUUCCUCGGUUACACGUGAGUCCCUCCAAUGUAGAAAUCAGAGAAGGUCUCUUCGAUAUGCAUCCCUUCAAGGCACUUGGACCAGAUAGUCUCCAGACGAUUUUCUUCCAGUCUCAGUAG